GCAGAAUCCAUAUUCUGUAAUAGUGACUCGGCUAUUCAUUGUCGUCAUCGCUUUUUGUCGGGAGACGUGUGUUUUCUUUUUCAUCCAUUAACCUGAAAAGGAGCAAAAUUAGUGAACUCUUUUGUUGAAAAAGAAGAAUUCAUCCCAGAUUGUCUACAGCAUGGAGCUGCGUACUAUUAAACAAUAUGAAGAGAUGGCAAGGCGAAAACUUACAGAACCAUUUUUCAGAUAUUAUGCGCUUUCGUCAGGAGAAGGCUUGACAUUGCGUGACAGUGAGCAGGCUUUCAAAAGGUAUAGAUUUCGGCCACGCCUACUCGUAGAUGUGUCUGAUAUCCAACUGUCAACCAAGGUCUUGGGUCAAUCCAUUAGUAUGCCUAUAUGUGUCUCGCCAACUGGAGCUCAUCGCUUAGCUAAUGCUGAUGGGGAAAAGGCCACGGCAAGAGGAGCAAUGGAGGCAGGAACUCUCAUGAUCCAGAGUUGCUUCUCAAAUGAGAAGUAUUCCGACGUUGCACGUGCCGCGCCGGAGGGACUUCGCUGGUGCCAUUAUAUUUUUAAAGAUCGCCAGGUGACACGACAUCUCAUCAGGGAGGCUGAGAGGGCGGGCUAUAAAGCUGUGGUUCUUACCAUCGAUUCUCCGCUGACAGGGUUUAAAGCUGAUGAAGUCGGUCCUGAUUACAUGUGCCAUCGACACGAUGAGUACAGAUAUUUUAACAUGGAGAUGGACUCAUCGGAGUCCCAGGCAGCAGCUAAACGAGCAGGAGAUCCAACACUCUUCGUUCAUUUCGGAACAGACAUGGACAGUAGUGUCACGUGGGAUGACGUCAAGUGGCUUAGAAGUGUGACGUCACUUCCUAUCGUGUGUAAAGGCAUUCUCACAGGUCAAGCAGCUCGACAGGCGGCUGAUGCCGGGGCAAGUGGUAUAUUCAUAUCUGCUCAUGGUGGAAGACAACUUGAUGGAGUACCAGCGCCUAUCGACGCAUUAGCUGAAGUAGUGGAAGCAGUUCGUGGUCGAAACGUAGAGGUAUAUAUGGAUGGAGGAGUACGGGCAGGAACAGAUGUCCUCAAGGCUCUAGCUAGAGGUGCCAAGGCUGUAUUUGUAGGGAGACCUGCUCUGUGGGGACUGGCGUGUAAUGGAGCCAGCGGUGUUACUAAUGUGUUAGAAAUCCUUCGACAAAAUUUGAGAUAUGCGAUGGGACUAUGCGGUUGUGCCAAUGUCAAUGAUAUCCCUGACGACGUCGUUGUGCAUGAAUCGUUUUAUCACCAGCCGAGGCCAAAAUUGUGAGGAUAACCUAUAACGAAAUUUGAUCACAGGCGCUUCAUCGUUAUUCUAUUUGUCUUCAUUGUUCUUUUCUUUUCUUUUUACAACAACAGUUGUUGAUAUCGUUUUUUCUUCUUUUCGGUUUGUUAGUAUUUAAAGCUCACUCGGCCCGAAUUGGUCCGAUGAGCUUAUACCGGGGCUUGGCAUCCCGCCCACAAUUUCAAAACGCUUUUCCUUCAGAAUAUGUAUCCUUCAUUGACUGAUUUUUAUUUUGCUUCUUUUCUCUAAACAGAGCUAAUUAAGUGAGAUACAAGGAUUUUUUUCAAAGAAUUUUGAAAUUUUGCCUUAAGCAUUGAUUAUAAUAAUUUAUGUAAUUUUUGUCAAAAUUUACAAGUAAUGCCUUUUCUCCCAUAAUCAUCAACUGAGUUGUGUUUAAUAAGGCAAGAUGGGGCAUUCAAUAUUCAACACAUAAUUGCAAAAUUCUUAUGCUGGGGUAAUUUUGAUGUUGUUUUCUUUAUAAAGAUAUUGAUUGGAUUGGUACAAAUCCAUCAACAAAUAUAUCUAAUUCAUUUAUCAACUGAUUAUGAUCUGUAGUAUUAUGUCUAAUAAAGCUAGGUUGGGUGCUUAAAAAAUCUACUCAGUAUCUUUAUAUUUUGCUUCAAUCCUCAUCAUGAUAAUUAAAGCACACUCAUUUUCAAAAAAUGCUUCUUCUUUCAUGUUUCAAGUUUGUUUGUUUCCACUUUAUCGAAAAUAACAUAAUUGAACAUAAUGUUCAUGGUAAAAGUUACGAAAAAAGAUACACUCAUAAGUAUGAUAAAUACAUUGAAAAAGCAAAAUAAAAUGGAGAAUCUUCUAAAUAGCAAAGCUUUUAUUAUUGAGGUCCCAAUUAAUAAUUGUGUAUAUAAAUUAGGAUAUCUGAAUAAACGUAAGGUAUUUAAAAUAUAUGAGUAUAUGAGGGUUGUCUUUAAGUGACGUAUUUUUUACUAAACAUAGCGUUAACAAUUAUGAAAUCAGGGAAAAGUUCUGUGCUUUCCUCAGCAUAACCAAAUGUUUAUAAAUCAUAUAAAAGGAUCAGUGUUCAUUUUAGCAAACCAAUUUAGAAGAGAGAUUUAUAGAAUCGUGAUAAUUACUUUAGCCGAAGGCCGGAUGAGCUUUACGCCAGUGUUGUUCUGGUUUAAUUGUUUAAAUGAUUAUACGAGGGUUGUCUUUAAGUGACGUAUUUUUACUAAACAUAGCGUUAACAAUUAUGAAAUCAGGGAAAAGUUCUGUGCUUUCCUCAGCAUAACCAAAUGUUUAUAAAUCAUAUAAAAGGAUCAGUGUUCAUUUUAGCAAACCAAUUUAGAAGAGAGAUUUAUAGAAUCGCGAUAAUUACUUUAGCCGAAGGCGGGAUGAGCUCUACGCCAGUGAUGUUCUGAUUUAAUUGUCUUCGUUUAUAUGAUUCGAUUUAUUCAUUUCGGUUUUAAUUUAAGCAUAAAGAUUGUGCAAGGUGAUUUAGUAAUUAAAAAAAAGUAAACACACUCCGUGUUAUAUCAUGAUUCUAUCAACUGAGUUGGAAAAGUAUUGCUUCCAGAAUAACGUGUAUUUUAUUGCUUUUUGUAGUGCUUGAUUGUGUCUAUAUCUCUUUACGGCUAGUUAUGCUGGGAAUGUACGUUGCAUUUUUCGUUACGUAUCGUAGAGAAAGUUCUUUGAAACAAAUGUUAAUAAAGGAGUCGGAUUACCUGCAGACUUAGGCCCGUAUUUUUAACGGCCGUAACUAAAUCCUGUUUUACUAAACAGUUGUGUAUCAAGAGCUUCCUGAAACCUUGAUUCAUUUAUUUAGUAAAUGCACAGUAAUUGCUCCAAUAUGGAAAAAGCUUGCAGAUUAUAUUGAUAAUAUGACGAAGGAGACAACACUGUACUUUCACUUCGCUCAUAUAUUUGGUAUUGAUAUCGGUGGCAGGCAUGAUGUAUGUAUUAAUUUUGUAUUUCUGUGCCUCAAAUUUUAUAUUAUUCGAUGUAAAGAGGAAGGAAUACAUUUCCAGGGUUUCUUUUCUUUAGUAAAAAUGAAACAGACUAAUAAGUUAAACAUGAGUUCAUAGUUAUACACGACUUUAAACAGGACUUAAACAGUUGUUUAUUUAGAUGUGGACACUACGAAAUUUAAUUAGACAGGGCGUUUAAGUCCUGUCUUACAAAACAGUUGUUUAAAUUUACUCAUGACUAGACCCGAAUUCAGAAUACCGGCCAGUCUUAGGCCAGGACUUAGGUAUGACGUUUAUUGUAUUUGAUUAUUCAAAAUGAAGUACUUUCUUUAAUAAACUGAACUAAACGUUAA
Molecule: messenger RNA, 3572 nt
Organism: Strongylocentrotus purpuratus (purple sea urchin)
Lineage: Eukaryota; Metazoa; Echinodermata; Echinoidea; Camarodonta; Strongylocentrotidae
Product: hydroxyacid oxidase 1
Molecular function (GO): FMN binding; oxidoreductase activity
Source: RefSeq, a predicted model, not a curated record